Messenger RNA from Opisthocomus hoazin, 14520 nucleotides. The record is from RefSeq and is a predicted model, not a curated record. Lineage: Eukaryota; Metazoa; Chordata; Aves; Opisthocomiformes; Opisthocomidae.
AUGUUUUACUGGGAUGACGAAGUAGUACUUCAGUGUGUUGCCAGUAUUCACAAAGAACAAAGGAAGUUUUGCUUGGCAGCUGAGGGACUUGGGAAUCGCCUGUGCUUUUUGGAACCAACAUCAGAAGCUAAAUAUGUUCCUCCGGACCUUUGCAUCUGUAAUUUUGUCCUUGAACAGUCCCUAUCUGUCAGAGCCCUUCAAGAAAUGCUGACCAACACAGGUGAUAAUGCUAGUGAAGGGGCAGCUCAAGGGGGUGGUCACAGAACCCUGCUGUAUGGCCACGCUGUACUACUACGACAUUCGUUUAGUGAAAUGUAUUUGACGUGUUUAACAUCAUCAAGAUCCCAGACUGAUAAACUUGCAUUUGAUGUGGGACUACGAGAAAAUGCAGCAGGUGAGGCAUGCUGGUGGACGAUACACCCUGCUUCUAAACAAAGGUCAGAAGGAGAAAAGGUUCGAAUAGGUGAUGAUCUUAUCCUGGUCAGUGUGUCCUCUGAAAGAUACCUGCAUCUCUCCAUGUCAAAUGGAAGUAUUCAGGUGGAUGCCUCCUUUAUGCAGACGCUAUGGAAUGUACAUCCUACAUGCUCAGGAAGCAAUAUUGCAGAAGGAUAUCUUCUUGGUGGGCAUGUAGUACGUUUUUUCCAUGGCCAUGAUGAGUGUUUGACAAUUCCAUCUACAGAUCAGAAUGAUUCACAGCACAAGAAAGUACUUUAUGAAACUGGAGGAGCUGGUGUUCGAGCAAGGUCUUUGUGGAGAGUAGAACCCCUUCGAAUAAGCUGGAGUGGAAGUAAUAUCAGAUGGGGACAGCCUUUCCGUCUUCGACACAUUACAACAGGAAGGUACUUGGCUCUGAAUGAAGAUGAAGGACUUGCAAUGUUAGACAGAGAAAAGUCAGACACAACAUCCACUGCCUUUUGUUUUAGAGCAUCAAAGGAGCUAAAAGAAAAGCAGGAUUCUAGUCUUAAACGUGACAUUGAUGGAAUGGGCGUCCCAGAAAUAAAGUACGGUGAUUCGAUCUGUUUUGUCCAGCAUGUGGCCAGUGCCUUAUGGUUGACUUACAAAGCACAAGAUGCUAAAUCAGCACGUUUAGGUCCCUUGAAAAGAAAGGUUAUAUUACACCAAGAAGGCCAUAUGGAUGAUGGUCUAACCUUACAAAGAUGUCAGAAUGAGGAAUCCCAGGCUGCUCGAAUCAUUCGCAACACUACAAGCUUAUUCAGCCAAUUUAUAAGUGGAAACAACAGAACACUAUCACUCACUGUCCUGCCUGUUGAGGAGAUGGCUCAGACUCUGCAAGACCUCAUUACUUACUUCCAGCUUCCCGAAGAAGACCUUGAACAUGAAGAUAAGCAAAGCAAGCUUCGGUCACUCAAAAACAGACAAAAUCUAUUCAAAGAAGAGGGAAUGCUGGCAUUAGUUCUGAAUUGCAUUGAUCGCCUAAAUGACUACAACAGCGCAGCUCAUUUCGCAGGAAUUUCAAGAGAAGAACAUGGUACAGCAUGGAAACAAAUUUUGAAUCUCCUUUACAAAUUGUUAGCUGCUCUCAUUCGUGGCAACAGAAACAAUUGUACUCAGUUUUCCAGUAACCUCGAUUGGCUAAUAAGCAAAUUGGACAGAUUAGAAUCUUCCUCAGGUAUUCUGGAAGUGUUGCACUGCAUCUUGAUUGAAAGCCCAGAAGCUUUAAAUAUAAUAGCUGAGGACCACAUCAAAUCCAUUAUUUCAUUGUUGGAUAAACAUGGGCGUAAUUACAAGGUUCUCGACGUGCUUUGCUCUCUCUGUGUCUGUAAUGGAGUUGCAGUUCGUGCCAAUCAAAAUCUGAUCUGUGACAAUCUACUCCCUAGAAGAGAUUUACUCUUGCAAACACGUUUGAUUAAUGAUGUGACAAGCAUAAGGCCAAACAUAUUUUUGGGUGUUGCGGAGGGCUCUGCACAAUACAAGAAGUGGUACUUCGAGUUAAUAAUUGACCAAGUUGAUCCAUUCUUGACGGCAGAACCCACCCAUUUACGAGUUGGAUGGGCUUCUACUUCAGGUUAUGCCCCCUAUCCUGGAGGUGGGGAAGGAUGGGGAGGCAAUGGUGUUGGUGAUGACCUGUACUCUUAUGGUUUUGAUGGUCUUCAUCUGUGGUCUGGUCGAGUAUCCCGAGCUGUAGCAUCUGUCAAUCAGCAUUUAUUAGCAUCUGAUGAUGUGGUUAGCUGCUGCUUGGAUUUAGGUGUACCCAGCAUUUCAUUCCGCAUUAAUGGACAGCCUGUGCAAGGAAUGUUUGAGAACUUCGGUACAGAAGGGUUUUUCUUCCCUGUUGUAAGCUUAUCAGCAGGUGUAAAGGUUCGCUUCUUAUUGGGUGGACGUCAUGGAGAGUUUAAAUUUCUACCUCCUGCUGGCUAUGCUCCCUGUUAUGAAGCGUUGCUUCCAAAAGAGAAGAUGAAACUGGAACCAGUGAAAGAAUAUAAGAGAGAUUCUGAUGGAGUGAGGGAUUUGCUGGGUACAACACAAUUCCUGUCCCAAGCUUCCUUUAUCCCUUGUCCAAUAGACACCACUCAGAUUGCUCUUCCUUUUCAUCUUGAAAAGAUCAGGGACAAGCUAGCUGAAAAUAUCCAUGAACUGUGGGGAAUGAAUAAAAUAGAACUGGGCUGGACGUAUGGCAAGAUACGGGAUGAUAAUAAAAGGCAUCAUCCUUGUCUUGUGGAAUUCUCAAAAUUACCUGAGACAGAGAAGAAUUAUAAUCUACAAAUGUCAACUGAAACCCUCAAAACCCUUUUGGCCCUUGGAUGCCACAUUGUUCAUGCUCACCCAGCCGCUGAGGAAGAUCUUAAAAAAGUCAAACUUCCUAAAAAUUACAUGAUGUCAAAUGGAUAUAAACCUGCCCCUCUUGAUCUUUCUGAAGUGAAAUUGUUACCUUCUCAAGAAUUUCUAGUUGACAGACUAGCAGAAAAUGCACAUAAUGUCUGGGCAAAAGACAGAAUAAAGCAAGGAUGGACCUAUGGCAUUCAACAGGAUCUUAAGAACAAACGUAAUCCUCGGCUAGUGCCAUAUGCAUUAUUAGAUGAACGUACUAAAAAAUCAAACAGAGAUAGCCUCCGUGAAGCUGUUAGAACAUUUGCGGGCUAUGGUUAUAAUAUUGAGCCACCUGACCAAGAGAUAGCUGACCAAACAGUGGAAAAAGUCAGCAUUGACAAGAUACGAUUUUUCAGAGUAGAACAGUCUUAUGCAGUGAAGUCUGGAAAGUGGUACUUUGAAUUUGAAGCUGUGACGGGUGGAGAUAUGCGUGUUGGCUGGGCCAGGCCAGGCUGUCGACCUGACGUAGAGUUGGGAGCUGAUGACCAAGCAUUUGUAUUCGAAGGAAGCAAAGGCCAGCGUUGGCAUCAAGGCAGUGGAUUCUUUGGACGAAGCUGGCAACCAGGAGACGUGGUUGGUUGUAUGAUAAACUUGGAUGACAAAUCAAUUAUCUUUACUCUGAAUGGAGAGCUGCUCAUAACCAGUAAAGGUUCAGAACUCGCAUUUGCUGACUUUGGAAUAGAAAGUGGUUUUGUUCCGAUUUGUGCACUGGGUCUAUCUCAGAUUGGUCGUAUGAACCUUGGAAUGGAUGCCAGUACAUUCAAAUAUUAUACAAUGUGUGGCCUUCAAGAAGGUUUUGAACCUUUUGCUGUCAACAUGAACCGGGAUGUUGCUAUGUGGUUUAGCAAACGCUUACCAACAUUUGUCAAUGUGCCAAAAAAUCAUCCUCACGUUGAGAUAUGGAGAAUUGAUGGAACUAUUGAGAGUCCACCUCGGUUAAAAGUUACUCACAAAACAUUCGGCACACAGAACAGCAAUUCAGACAUGAUAUAUUGUCGUUUGAGUAUGCCCAUUGAGUUCCGCUCAUCUUUCAGCUUUGGCAUGGGUGUGGAAAAUGCCUCAUCUGAUGCUUUCCAAAAACGAAAGCACAGCCAAGAAAUUGCUGCUCCUUCUACUACAUAUUUUUAUUCACUACGGAUAUUUGCUGGCCAAGACGCGUCCUCUGUCUGGGUUGGUUGGGUAACACCAGACUAUCAUUUUUAUAGUGAGAAUUUUGACCUAAAUAAAAAUUGUACGGUGACAGUUACUUUAGGUGAUGAAAGAGGCAGGGUUCAUGAAAGUGUGAAGCGUAGCAAUUGCUAUAUGGUUUGGGGAGGAGAUGUAAUUGCUAAUUCCCAGAGAUCAGGUCGCAGUAAUGUUGAUUUAGAAAUUGGAUGCUUUGUUGACCUGGCUACUGGAAUGUUGUCAUUCACAGCCAAUGGAAAAGAGCUUGGCACUUGCUACCAGGUUGAACCAAACACAAAACUUUUUCCAGCAACUUUUGUACAGCCUACAAGCACUAACUUGAUUCAGUUUGAACUUGGUAAAUUAAAGAAUACCAUGCCUUUAUCAGCAGCAAUUUUUAAAAGUGAAGAAAGAAAUCCUGUUCCUCAGUGUCCUCCUCGCCUUGAUGUGCAAACCAUUACACCUGUUUUAUGGAGCAGGAUGCCAAACAGCUUUCUAAAAGUAGAAACUGAGCGUGUCAGUGAACGUCAUGGCUGGGUUGUGCAAUGUUUGGAGCCUCUGCAGAUGAUGGCACUUCAUAUCCCAGAGGAAAACAGAUGCGUUGAUAUUUUGGAACUAUGUGAACAAGAAGAUUUGAUGAAGUUUCACUACCACACUUUAAAACUCUAUAGCUCAGUUAGUGCUCUAGGUAACACUAGAGUUGCUUAUGCACUUUGUAGCCAUGUGGAUGUAUCUCAGCUAUUUUAUACUAUAGAUAAUCGAUACUUACCUGGACUCCUACGUUCUGGAUUCUAUGACUUGCUGAUUAGUAUUCAUUUGGAGCAUGCCAAGCAAGCCAAGCUCAUGAUGAACAAUGAAUUUAUCAUUCCGGUUACAGAUGAAACUCGAACUAUUAAAUUAUAUCCUGAUGAAACAAAGAAGCAUGGUUUACCUGGAGUAGGGCUUAGCACUUGCCUGAAACCAGGCUUUAAUUUUUCUACUCCAUGCUUUAUUGUGACCAGUGAAGAACGACAGACAUCCAGCCCAGAGAUACCCCUUGAUAUACUUAAAUCCAAGGCCAUAAGUAUGCUAACAGAGGCAGUACAGUGUAGUGGUACUCAUAUACGAGACCCUGUUGGAGGACAGGUUGCGUUCCAGUUCGUUCCUGUUCUUAAACUUAUAGCAACAUUGCUCAUAAUGGGGGUUUUUGAUGAUGAUAAUGUGAAGCAGGUGUUACUCCUCAUCGACCCCAACGUGUUUGGAGAUCACAAGGAAGAAACAGAAGAGAGGACAGAGAAGGAAGAAGUUACACAAGUUGAAGAAAAAGCUGUAGAAGCUGGGGAAAAAGCAAUAAGAGAAACAAAAGCUCCUGCAAAGGGCUUAUUGCAGACAAGAUUACCAGAAUCUGUUAAGCUUCAGAUGUGCCAUUUACUCAAUUAUUUCUGUGACUGUGAGCUGCAACAUAGAGUGGAAGCAAUUGUAUCAUUUGCAGACUGUUAUGUAUCAAAAUUGCAAUAUAAUCAGAAAUACAGGUACAAUGAACUCAUGCAAGCCUUGAACAUGUCUGCUGCUUUGACUGCCAAGAAGACUAAAGAAUUUCGUUCUCCUCCUCAAGAACAGAUUAAUAUGUUGCUGAAUUUUCAACUGGGAGAGGAUUGUCCCUGUCCAGAGGAGAUUCGAGAUGAGUUGUAUGAAUUUCAUGAUGAUCUUCUAAUUCACUGUGGUAUUCCACUAGAAGAGGAGGAAGAGGAAGAGGAAGAUUCCUCCUUGACUGGCAAACUCCGUUCAUUAAUGUACAAAAUCAAAGGUCCGCCAAAAGCAGAAAAAGUAGAACCUAAGGAGGAAGAAGAGAAAUCUCCUACUACACUGAAAGAACUCAUAUCCCAGACUAUGGUACGCUGGUCCCAGGAAGAUCAAAUUCAAGAUCCCGAAUUAGUUCGGAUUAUGUACACCCUCCUUCGUAGGCAAUAUGACAGCAUUGGUGAGCUACUGCAAGCUCUGAGGAAAGCAUACACCAUUAGUGCUGCCUCUGUGAAGGAUACCAUUAAUCUGCUUGCAGCACUGGGCCAGAUUCGCUCACUUCUCAGUGUCAGGAUGGGAAAAGAGGAGGAAUUGCUAAUGAUUAAUGGAUUAGGGGAUAUAAUGAACAACAAGGUGUUUUAUCAGCAUCCUAACUUAAUGAGAGUCUUGGGCAUGCAUGAGACUGUCAUGGAUGUGAUGGUGAAUGUGCUUGGAGGAGAUAAAUCUCAGAUCGUUUUUCCUAAGAUGGUGGCAAGCUGUUGCAGAUUCCUGUGCUACUUCUGUCGAAUUAGUCGUCAAAACCAAAAGGCCAUGUUUGAGCAUCUAAGUUACUUACUGGAAAACAGCAGCGUUGGACUGGCAUUUCCUUCAAUGAGAGGUUCAACACCGCUAGAUGUUGCAGCAGCCUCUGUAAUGGACAAUAAUGAGCUUGCACUAGCGUUGGAGGAACCAGAUCUUGAUAAGGUUGUUACCUACCUGGCAGGUUGUGGCCUGCAGAGUUGUCCAGUGUUGCUGGCUAAAGGAUAUCCAGACAUUGGAUGGAAUCCAAUAGAGGGUGAACGUUACCUGUCAUUCUUAAGAUUUGCAGUUUUUGUUAACAGUGAAAGUGUUGAGGAAAACGCAAGUGUUGUUGUCAAGCUCCUUAUUCGACGGCCGGAGUGCUUUGGACCAGACCUUAGGGGAGAAGGAGGAAAUGGUUUGCUGGCAGCUAUGCAGGAAGCUAUCAGGAUCUCAGAGAAUCCUGCUCGUGACCUUCCCUCCCAGGCUUAUAAAAGAGAAGGUGAUGACGAUGAGGAGGAGAUUGUACACAUGGGCAAUGCAAUCAUGUCAUUUUACUCAGCUCUCAUAGAUUUACUUGGACGCUGUGCACCAGAAAUGCAUCUUAUUCAAAGUGGAAAAGGGGAAGCUAUUCGAAUCAGGUCAAUCCUUCGAUCUCUAGUGCCAACUGAAGAUUUGGUUGGGAUUAUAAGUAUACCACUAAAGCUGUCAACAGUCAACAAAGAUGGCACAGUAAAUGAGCCAGACAUGUCUGCAAAUUUCUGUCCUGAUCAUAAAGCACCCAUGGUACUCUUCUUGGACCGCGUCUAUGGUAUUAAGGACCAAAGCUUCCUCCUUCACCUACUGGAAGUUGGAUUUUUACCAGAUUUAAGAGCCUCUGCCUCCUUGGAUACAGUUUCUCUGAGUACCACAGAGGCAGCUCUCGCACUAAAUAGAUAUAUUUGCUCAGCUGUGUUUCCAUUACUCAAAAGAUGUGCUCCCCUCUUUUCCGGAACAGAGCAUCACGCCUCUCUUGUUGACUCCAUGCUUCACACAAUAUAUAGGUUAUCGAAGGGACGUUCCCUUACAAAAGCACAAAGGGAUACUAUUGAAGAAUGCCUGCUUGCUAUUUGCCACCACUUACGGCCCUCUAUGUUACAGCAGCUGUUGAGAAGGCUGGUUUUUGACGUGCCUCUACUCAAUGAAUACUGUAAAAUGCCUCUCAAGCUUCUGACAAAUCACUAUGAGCAGUGCUGGAAAUAUUAUUGUCUGCCUUCAGGAAUGGGAAGCUAUGGAAUUGCAGUGGAAGAAGAAUUACAUUUAACUGAAAAACUUUUCUGGGGAAUAUUUGAUUCCUUGUCUCAUAAGAAGUAUGAUCCAGAGCUCUUUCGAAUGGCUUUGCCUUGUCUAAGUGCUAUAGCUGGUGCCUUGCCACCUGAUUAUUUAGAUACACGAAUUAGGUCAACUUUGGAAAAGCAGACUUCACUGGAUCCAGAAGGAAAUUUUGAUCCGAAACCUGUCAGCACAGCAAACCUUGUACUUCCUGAAAAGUUGGAGUAUAUUGUCAGCAGGUAUGCUGAACAUUCGCAUGACAAAUGGGCCUUUGAUAAGACUAAUAGUGGAUGGAAAUAUGGUGUUUCACUGGAUGAAAACAUGAAGACUCACCCAUUAAUAAGACCUUUCAAAACUUUAACUGAAAAGGAAAAGGAAAUUUAUCGUUGGCCUGCCAGAGAAUCACUGAAAACCAUGUUGGCCAUGGGGUGGAGCCUAGAAAGAACCAAGGAAGGAGGAGAAGCAACAAUACAUCAGCGUGAAAAUGAAAAGCUCCGCAGCAUAUCUCAGUCUAGUCAGGGAAAUGGGUAUAGUCCAGCACCACUUGAUCUUUCUAAUGUGGUGCUUUCUAGGGAGAUUCAGGGAAUGGUUGAAGUAAUGGCAGAAAACUAUCAUAAUAUAUGGGCCAAAAAGAAGAAAAUAGAGUUGGAAAGCAAAGGUGGAGGUAGUCAUCCUUUACUGGUACCUUAUGACACAUUGACAGCCAAGGAGAAGUCACGGGACCGUGAAAAGGCACAAGACCUGUUUAAAUUCCUUCAAGUCAAUGGUAUAAUCAUAUCUCGGGGUCUGAAUGAGAUGGAGUUGGAUGCUUCAUCUAUGGAAAAGAGAUUUGCCUUUAAGUUUCUAAAGAAAAUUUUAAAAUACAUUGAUUCUGCUCAAGAGUUUGUUGCGCAUUUGGAAGCCCUUGUAACCAGUGGAAAAACUGAAAAAUCUCCACAUGAGCAAGAAAUAAAAUUUUUUGCCAAAGUUCUUUUACCAUUAGUUGAUCAGUACUUUACAAAUCACUGCCUCUACUUCCUGUCUUCUCCAACAAAAACACUCAGUAGCAGUGGAUAUGCUUCAAAUAAGGAAAAGGAAAUGGUAGCAAGCCUGUUCUGCAAACUAGCUGCUCUUGUUAGACAUAGGAUCUCACUUUUUGGUAGUGAUUCUGCUACAAUGGUGAACUGCCUGCACAUCUUAGCUCAGUCUCUUGACACACGAACUGUUAUGAAAUCAGGAUCUGAGCUUGUUAAAGCUGGAUUGCGUGCCUUUUUUGAAAAUGCAGCUGAAGACCUGGAAAAAACUUCAGAAAAUCUUAAACUUGGAAAAUUUACCCAUUCACGAACUCAAAUCAAGGGUGUUUCACAGAAUAUCAAUUAUACUACAGUAGCAUUGUUACCAAUCUUGACAUCGAUUUUUGAACAUAUUUCACAAUAUCAUUUUGGAAUUGAUUUACUCUUGGGUGAUGUACAAGUUUCAUGUUACAGAAUUCUUUGUAGCCUCUAUUCCCUUGGGACUGGGAAGAACAUCUAUGUUGAAAGGCAGCGUCCUGCACUUGGUGAGUGCUUAGCAUCUCUUGCAGCAGCCAUUCCCGUAGCAUUCCUCGAACCUUCUCUCAACCAUUACAACCCAUUGUCAGUUUUCAACACAAAAAGUGCAAGAGAAAGAGCGAUUUUAGGUAUGCCUGACAGAGUAGAAGAGAUGUGUCCAGAGAUCCCUCAGUUGGAUGGACUAAUAAAAGAAAUUAACAAUUUAGCAGAGUCUGGAGCAAGGUAUACUGAAAUGCCUCAUGUAAUUGAGGUUAUCUUACCCAUGCUAUGCAACUAUUUAUCCUACUGGUGGGAAAGAGGAUCUGAGAGUGUUCCUCAAAGUGCUGGGCCUUGCUGUACAAUGAUAACAUCUGAGCAUCUGAGCAUCGUUCUUGGAAACAUUCUAAAAAUCAUUAACAACAAUCUGGGAAUAGAUGAAGCAUCUUGGAUGAAAAGAAUUGCAGUUUAUGCUCAACCCAUCAUCAGCAAAGCCAGGCCUGAUCUGCUCAAAACUCACUUUAUUCCAACAUUGGAGAAACUGAAGAAGAAAGCUAUAAAGAUUGUGAUGGAAGAGGAGCAACUGAGAGCAGAUAGUAAAGCUGACACCCAAGAAGCUGAGCUACUCAUUCUCGAUGAGUUUGCUGUUCUUUGUAGAGACCUUUAUGCCUUCUAUCCAAUAUUGAUACGUUACGUAGACAACAACAGAUCCAAUUGGCUAAAGAAACCAGAUGCAGAUUCUGAUGAACUCUUUCGAAUGGUAGCUGAAGUUUUUAUCCUGUGGUGUAAAUCACAUAAUUUCAAAAGAGAAGAACAGAAUUUUGUGAUUCAAAAUGAAAUCAACAAUUUGGCAUUUUUAACUGGUGACACCAAGAGCAAGAUGUCUAAAGCCAUGCAAGUAAAGUCUGGAGGACAAGAUCAAGAGAGAAAGAAAUCAAAACGUAGAGGGGAUUUGUACUCCAUACAAACAUCCUUGAUUGUAGCUGCACUUAAAAAGAUGCUUCCUAUUGGUCUGAAUAUGUGUACUCCUGGGGAUCAAGAGCUCAUCUCUUUGGCUAAGACGAGAUACAGCCAUAAGGACACUGAUGAUGAAGUCAAAGAACAUUUACGUAACAACUUACAUUUGCAGGAAAAGUCUGAUGAUCCAGCUGUGAAAUGGCAGUUAAAUCUGUACAAAGACAUUCUGAAGAGUGAUGAACCUACUGACCCCGAGAGAAAUGUGGAGCGUGUGCAGAGGAUAUCAGCUGCUCUCUAUCAUCUGGAACAGGUUGAACAACCACUGAGAUCAAAGAAAGCUGUUUGGCACAAACUCCUGUCAAAACAACGCAAAAGGGCUGUUGUUGCGUGUUUCAGAAUGGCACCGUUAUACAACCUGCCUAGGCACCGUUCUAUUAACCUCUUCCUCCAUGGCUAUCAGAACUAUUGGAUAGAAACAGAGGAAUAUUCAUUUGAGGAGAAACUAGUUCAGGAUUUGGCUACACCUCCAAAAAAAGAUGAAGAGGAAGAGGAAGAGACUGAGAAAAAACAGCCUGAUCCACUUCAUCAGAUUAUCCUCUAUUUCAGUCGCAGUGCUCUCACAGAAAGAAGCAAACUAGAAGAUGAUCCUUUAUAUAUUGCCUAUUCGGCCAUGAUGGCAAAGAGCUGUCAGGAAGAAGAAGAAGAAGAAGAGGAAGAAGAAGAAAAAGAUAAGACAUUUGAGGAGAAAGAAAUGGAAAAACAGCGAACUCUCUAUCAGCAAGCUCGCUUACAUGAUCGUGGAGCUGCUGAGAUGGUCCUUCAGAUGAUUAGUGCAAGCAAAGGUCAUACAGGACCCAUGGUGGUUGAAACACUAAAACUUGGUAUUGCUAUUCUAAAUGGUGGGAAUACCAUAGUUCAACAGAAAAUGCUAGACUACCUGAAGGAGAAAAAGGAUGCUGGAUUUUUUCAAAGUCUCUCUGGCUUGAUGCAGUCCUGCAGCGUUCUUGACUUGAAUGCGUUUGAGAGACAAAAUAAAGCAGAAGGCCUGGGAAUGGUUACUGAAGAAGGAACUCUCAUCGUUCGUGAGCGUGGUGAAAAAGUGUUGCAGCAGGAUGAAUUUACUCGAGAUCUGUUUAGGUUUUUACAGCUGCUAUGUGAAGGGCAUAACAAUGAUUUUCAAAAUUACCUACGUACUCAGAUGGGCAACACCACUACAGUGAAUAUUAUCAUUAGUACAGUUGACUAUCUCUUGCGUCUUCAGGAAUCAAUCAGUGACUUCUAUUGGUACUAUUCAGGAAAGGAUGUCAUUGAUGAAUCAGGACAACGUAACUUUUCUAAAGCUCUGGCUGUCACCAAACAAAUAUUCAAUUCCCUUACAGAAUAUAUACAGGGCCCUUGCAUAGGUAAUCAACAGAGUCUGGCUCAUAGCAGGCUGUGGGAUGCAGUUGUUGGCUUUCUUCAUGUUUUUGCCAAUAUGCAGAUGAAACUUUCACAGGACUCUGCUCAGAUUGAAUUGCUUAAAGAACUGCUAGAUCUGCUAAAGGAUAUGGUAGUGAUGCUCUUGUCACUGCUUGAAGGUAACGUUGUAAAUGGAACUAUUGGAAAACAAAUGGUAGACACACUUGUCGAAUCAUCUAGCAAUGUAGAAAUGAUUUUGAAGUUCUUUGACAUGUUCCUCAAGUUAAAAGAUCUGACUAACUCAGAUGCUUUCAAAGAGCAUGACCCAGAUAGUAAAGGCAUCAUUUCAAAGAAGGAGUUUCAGAAAUCAAUGGAGGCUCAAAAACAAUACAAUAUGUUUAACUACGUUGAUUUUGUGGAAAGAUUCCAUGAACCAGCCAAAGACAUUGGAUUUAACGUAGCAGUAUUGCUAACAAACCUUUCAGAGCACAUGCCUCAUGAUUCACGCCUUCAGAGCUUACUUGAACCUGCGGAGAGUGUUCUUAAUUACUUUGAACCAUACCUUGGCCGUAUUGAAAUAAUGGGUGGAGCCAAGAAAAUAGAAAGAGUUUACUUUGAAAUCAGUGAAUCCAGUCGAAUGCAGUGGGAGAAGCCACAGGUGAAGGAAUCCAAAAGGCAGUUCAUAUUCGAUGUUGUAAAUGAAGGUGGAGAGCAAGAAAAAAUGGAACUCUUUGUCAAUUUCUGUGAAGACACAAUCUUUGAAAUGCAGUUAGCAUCCCAGAUCUCUGAAACGGAUUCAUCUGAGAGGCCUGAGGAAGAGGAAGAGGCAGAGCCUUCUUAUGUAGUGGAUAUUGAAGAUGAUGAGGAAGAGGAAAAGUCCCUGGAAUCUGCUUCAGCUUUUGCAAUGGCCUGUGUUGCAGUGAAGAAGAAUGUUGCCAACUUUUUUAAAAUGGUCACUAUGAAGAACCUAAGGAAACAAUACAGGAAAGUUAAAAAGAUGACAGUAAAAGAGAUGGUGAAAGUGUUUUUCUCCUUUUUCUGGAUCCUAUUUAUAGGGAUAUUCCAACUGUUCUUUACUAUAGUGUGGGGAAUUUUCCAGAUUCUUUGGAACACUGUGUUUGGGGGUGGCCUGGUUGAAGGAGCCAAAAACAUUAAAGUUACUAAACUAUUAGGGGACAUGCCUGACCCAACACAGUUUGGAAUCCAUGAUGAUGUUAUGGAAGCAGAAAAAGCUGAAGGCACUGAGCAUGGUGUCGGAGCUGAACUUGUGCAGUUUGUGAAGGGUGAAAAGGGAGAAACUGACAUCUUCUCGGACAUUUUUGGCAUUCAUACAAAGAAAGAAGGCUCAAAACACGGUCAUGAUGCUGGACUAGGAGAUAUUGCAGAAAUCCUUGGUACUGAUAUCCAGUCGUCUUUGGAAAACACAGUUCGUAAGAAGAAAGGGUUACAGAUAUCUGAAAUUGCAAAAGAAGCUGAAAGAGAAAGAAAAGCAGAAGCUGAGAAGGCAGACAUGGAAGAUGGGGAGAAACAAGAUAAAGCAAAGGAAGUACAAUCCGAGCAGCUAGAAGAGGGAAAAAUGAAGAAAAAGAAGCGAAGGCAUGGACAAAAAAUUGAGAAACCGGAGGCUGUUAUGGCUAACUUCUUCAAAGCUUUGGAAAUUUAUCAAACAAAAAUGCUUCACUACUUGGCAAGAAAUUUUUAUAACUUAAGGUUUCUUGCUCUAUUUGUUGCAUUUGCCAUCAAUUUUAUUCUUCUGUUUUACAAGGUGACAGAAGAGCCACUUGAUGAAGUAGAGGAAGACUCUAAUCUCUGGAACUCUUUCGAUGAAGAGGAAGAGGAGGAGGGCAUGGUGUUUUUUGUUUUAGAAGAAAGUACAGGUUACAUGGCACCUGCUCUCAGAGCAUUGGCAGUUAUUCACACGAUCAUCUCCUUUGUCUGUGUGAUUGGAUACUACUGCUUAAAGGUCCCUCUGGUUGUAUUCAAGAGAGAAAAGGAGGUAGCUAGAAAGCUGGAAUUUGAUGGACUAUACAUAACUGAACAGCCAUCUGAAGAUGAUAUUAAAGGCCAAUGGGAUCGCCUGGUUAUCAAUACUCCGUCCUUUCCUAACAACUACUGGGACAAAUUUGUAAAACGGAAGGUUAUUAACAAGUACGGAGACUUAUAUGGAGCAGAGCGCAUAGCAGAACUUUUGGGUUUGGACAAAAGUGCCCUUGAUUUUAGUCCAAUGGAAGAGAACGAACCAGAAGAGGCGUCUCUUGUAUCAUGGUUAAGCUCCAUUGACACAAAGUACCACAUUUGGAAGCUCGGAGUAGUUUUCACUGAUAAUUCGUUUUUAUACUUAGCUUGGUACACGACUAUGUCCAUCCUUGGGCACUACAACAACUUCUUCUUUGCUGCUCAUCUGCUGGACAUUGCAAUGGGUUUCAAGACAUUGCGAACCAUUUUGUCUUCAGUCACGCACAAUGGCAAACAGCUUGUGCUUACUGUAGGACUCCUCGCCGUAGUAGUAUAUCUUUACACUGUUGUGGCGUUCAACUUCUUCCGCAAAUUCUACAACAAAAGUGAAGAUGAAGAUGAACCAGACAUGAAAUGUGAUGACAUGAUGACGUGUUACCUGUUCCACAUGUAUGUGGGUGUAAGAGCUGGUGGUGGCAUUGGGGAUGAAAUUGAGGAUCCUGCUGGAGACCCUUAUGAAAUGUAUCGAAUUGUCUUUGACAUCACUUUUUUCUUCUUUGUCAUUGUUAUCCUGCUGGCCAUUAUUCAAGGUCUGAUUAUUGAUGCUUUUGGUGAAUUGAGAGACCAGCAAGAACAAGUGAGAGAAGAUAUGGAGACCAAAUGUUUUAUUUGUGGAAUCGGCAAUGACUAUUUUGACACAACCCCACAUGGCUUUGAAACACAUACUUUGCAAGAACACAACUUGGCAAACUAUCUGUUCUUUUUAAUGUAUCUCAUUAACAAGGAUGAAACUGAGCAUACUGGCCAGGAGUCAUUUGUGUGGAAGAUGUACCAAGAAAGAUGUUGGGAUUUUUUCCCAGCAGGGGACUGCUUCCGGAAACAGUACGAGGAUCAACUUGGUUAA